This is a messenger RNA of Linum tenue, 1420 nucleotides long. The record is from the annotation of a GenBank genome assembly. NCBI's taxonomy places the organism in Eukaryota, Viridiplantae, Streptophyta, Magnoliopsida, Malpighiales, Linaceae.
CUCCCGCGGACCCGGGUCAUUCUCGGGUCGCGACUCCGUGUGUCUCACCCUCCGUCCUAUUUCUUCUUACAAUCAGCCCUUCUUUUUAGAGAGAGAGACAACAAAGCAGCAAAAGAGAGCGAGCGGGCGAGAAUCUAGAGCGAGAAAACGAGAGUGAAGUCUCAGCAGGCACUAAGCUGAUCCUUUCCCCAAACCACAGAUCGAUCAUGGCGGCCACAAGUGAACGAGACAGCUGCGUCUACACAGCGAAGCUCGCUGAGCAAGCUGAGCGCUACGAAGAAAUGGUGGACGCAAUGAAGAAAUUGGCCUCUCUGAACGUAGAGCUGACUGUUGAGGAGAGGAACCUACUCUCCGUUGGAUACAAGAAUGUGAUUGGUGCUAGGAGAGCAUCGUGGAGGAUACUGUCGUCCAUUGAACAAAAGGAGGAAGGGAAAGGGAAUGAGCAGAAUGUGAAGCGGAUCAAAGGGUACAGGCAGAAGGUGGAGUCUGAGCUGUCUGACAUUUGUACCGAUGUGAUGACUGUGAUUGAUGAACAUCUGAUUCCUUCUUGCUCUGGUGCAGAAUCAACUGUCUUUUUCUACAAGAUGAAAGGAGAUUACUAUCGGUACCUAGCAGAAUUUAAGUCCAGUGAUGAGAGGAAAGAGGUUGCUGAUCAGUCCAUGAAGGCAUAUCAGCUUAGAAGCAUUCUAAAAUUUUCUUUCCUUUUUUCUUCCCUGUUGCAGGCAGCUUCUACUGCUGCAGAGGCUGAUCUACCUCCUACACACCCCAUCAGGCUGGGUUUGGCCUUGAACUACUCAGUCUUUUACUAUGAAAUUCUCAACUCUCCUGAAAGGGCUUGCCACCUUGCAAAGCAAGCUUUUGAUGAAGCAAUCCAUGAACUGGAUUCUCUCAGCGAGGAGUCUUACAAGGAUAGCACAUUGAUCAUGCAGCUCUUAAGGGAUAACCUGACUUUGUGGACUUCUGACAUGCCAGAAGAUGAGGAAAGUAAGCUCGAGAAGUCCGGUGGAGCUGAAGAUGCUGAGUGAGACGCAAGCAAACGGAGGAGUUGAGCUCGGGUAGUGCGUUGUUUUACCAUCAGAUGACUGGGGAGAAUGUUUGUGGCUCUUGUGACGUGUUGUUAGUAGUCCGUUGCUCUCCGUUAUUCUUUGUUUCUGGAGACAUUGUUCAAAAAUUUGCCAUUUUCUCUGUGUUUUCUUCUUAAUGCUUUUGGUUUGAUGUGUGGCGACUACUACUCUGUAGAGAAGGGCGUGUAUGCGUCAUUCUCAUAGGAUUUUAAGCAGCAGCAGCAGCAAUUGCUUCUUGUUAAAUGCGAUUAACCAACUGAAAGAUUUGUGUCCAGUUUCCAAAACUAGAUUUCUUGCCCUUAUCGAGCGAGGCCUAAUGCUUGAUUUGUUGGUAGUACAGUACUAGUUCUGUUCAU